UCUACUUGAAAGUGGGUUUGAGACAAGAGUUGGUCUUUCUGUCUCUCCGGCUGGUGGUGCCACGCGCAGAGCAUCAUCAUCAUCAUCACCAUGCCUCGAGGAUUCUUGGUGAAGAGGAACCGGCGGUGCUCGGCGUCGUACCGGUCACGAAACAACAGCAGUAACGGCGCAGCUUUGACGUUUGACGGAGACAAAAGCGGCUGUGACAAACCGGAGGAGAGCGAUUUGUUUGACCGGUCAGAGGGACUGUUCCCGGUGCUGCGCGCGGACGGUGUCAGAGAGGUGUGGAGCCCCCACGUGGAGUCAGCGCUGGAGGCUGAGGAGGACCGGCGCGCGCAGUUACCGGAGACCGAGGAGCAGGUGACUGAGGUGGAUGUUUUGACUCCUGACGAUGACGACUCCUCUUGCUUCUUCCCGCGUCCUCCUCCGCCUCCUCGGGAGCUGGUUCUGACGGAGUCCUGCAGCCCCGUUAAACCGGUUGGCACGAGACUGUUGGAGCCGCGCGAGGAGGAAGACAAGCCGCCGUUAUUCCCCGGGAGGUGCAUGUCACCCCCGGUGUCGGAGAUACCGGAACUCCCGUUUCUACUGAACUCCGCUUCGACCCCGGUGUCCGCGUCUAUCGAAAGGCUUCUCUCGAGCAGCGCCGGUCACCACGCGCACUCCUACAUUCACGGUGACAAAUAUGACCCCGGUAUGUCUCACGUGCAUCUUUUCCCUCCACUGACUCUGUUGAACCAGGAUCAGAACGCGGCCAGGAAACGUUCCUUCUUAGAACCGGAUCAGCGCAUAAACGGCACCAGGCACAGCAAACCUCAAACAGGAAACGUCUCCAAGAAGCCUAAAGUGAACCGGAAACUGAACUUCGAGGACGAGGUCACGACCUCACCGGUUUUGGGUCUUCGCAUCAAGAAAGAGACUCCCGAGCUGAGGAGACACCGGGAGAAGUCCUCCGGUCCAUCCGGUAACCAACCCCUGGGAGAGUUCAUCUGUCAGCUCUGUAAAGAGGAGUAUCCCGACCCCUUCUCUCUCGCGCAGCACAAGUGUUCCCGCAUAGUGCGCGUGGAGUAUCGGUGUCCCGAGUGCGACAAGGUCUUCAGCUGUCCCGCCAAUCUGGCCUCCCACCGCCGCUGGCACAAACCUCGUCCGGUGAACAACCAGGGAGGAGAGAUGACCAACAAAAGCCAGCCGUUAAAAGAGGCACGCGGGCUCCUUGCGCACGAGAGGCAGCCGGUGGAGAUGGAGGGCAAAGAGAACGAGCUGCUGCGCAUCAACACUAAUCAGCACCACGGCGCGCUGGACAGCUCCCGCAUAAGGCGCGAGCCGUCCCUGCUGCUGCUCCACGGCCGGUCCCGGGACAGUCCGGACAGCGACAGCCUGGCCCCUCCACUCUACGACUCCUCACCUCACUACCGGAACCCGGUGGAAGGCUGUCUGGACCUGCAGCAGCAGGUGAGAGCGGCGGACAGCCCCCCCUCCAGCCUGCUGCUUCUGAACGGAAACCCUGGAGAGCGCGCGGACGUGGCGCAGCGGCCCCCGUCGCUCCCUCCGCUGCCGUUUGUCCAGGCGUUACCGGAGGAGGAGGUGUACGAGUGCCGGUACUGCGGGAAGAAGUUCCGCCGGCAGGCUUACCUGAAGAAACACCUGGCCGCGCACGAGCUAACAGCACGAGCUUCCCCGCCACUGUCAAAUUACGGUCAAGCGCGAGAGAGCAGCGGCCAGGUGUUUCUGUGUCACCUGUGCGGCGCGCGCUUCCCGUCGGUUGAAAUUAGAGACAAACACCGACUGUGGCACGCGAUGAGGGACGAGCUACUCGCGGGGACCCUGGGAGGAGGGCUCAGACCAGAUGUAUUCCACGCGCACAGAGAUGAGAACGGCACCGGAGACAGCGAGCAGCGCGAGGCGCAGCAACAGCCGCCGCAGCAGCAGAUAUUCACGUGCAAACAUUGUCCGUCCACGUUCUUUAGCUCCCCGGGGCUCACGAGACACAUCAACAAGUCUCACCCCACCGAGAACCGGCAGGUGAUGCUGCUGCAGAUGACCGUAAGACCCUGAACACACCGUACCGGUCACCGGUCUGCUUAUUAUUUAUUUAGGCUACAUUCAUGUACUUAUGUUGAUCUAUUCAAGGUGACCUACGGUCAAAUAUUUCACAGGUGAGGACCGUGGUGCGUCCACUGUGCCUUUUGUUUCAAGCGCCAGUCAUCCUGGUUUUCACAUAAUAAAUACACACCGUUUUCACGGUCCUGAAGAGAUUAAAUUACUGCUUAAACUAACAUAAAAACAAACUUUGCCGUCAGUAAAACCAGUCAAAAAUAAAGCUCUUAGAUACACUGGACUGUUUAUAUAUUUACUGAAACUUCAUAAAACACCUGCUCUAGUAGUUGCACUGACACCAUGUCCGUGAACACAACCUCACCUGGUCCUCUGUACACAAGACCAUGAUUUUGUUCUCAGUUUGUUUCACUUUGUUUUUUACCACCAGGUCUCAUCCUUUUAUCCAUUUCCCAUCACGUGCCCAUAAUCAUUUUCUAUUUCAGCUAAAAUAUUGCUCUUUAGUUGAAAAUAUUGAGGUAAACUAUCCUGAUAGGACUAAUACAUUUAUUAUUGAUUUAAUAAACUUUACCGUAUUAGGAUGAAACAAUUAAACCUGAAUUAGUUUUUUGUGUGACAUGGGACACUUUGCAAAGACACAACUUUUACAUUUCUACUCUUCAAAGAACGUGAUUGAUAUAGUGCAUCUCCUGCUACAUCUUUUUUUUUUUUUUUUUCUCAGCACUUUGUAAGUGAACUAAAACCAGAGAGGACUGAAGACAUGUAACAUUGGGCAUUUUGAUGAUUUUAUGACUUAAAAGGAAAAAUACACACUGAUGUAUGUUCACCGUGUGGGGGAUGUUUAGACUCAUGUUCAAGGUCUUUUUGUGGUGAAGUAAUCAGAUUACACUGAUGCUCAGGAGCAGCCCAGUUAUGGGUUACGUUACAACUGAAAUGUGAAGAGGAACCAGACCAUCAUCAUCAGUUACCUGUAAUUACAUUUAGAAAGUGACCUUCCUUACCCUGACAACUGGAAACAAAAUCAAUGCCCUGACUCCACUUAAAGGACAAUUUCAUGUACAGAAGAAAA
Messenger RNA from Sphaeramia orbicularis (orbiculate cardinalfish), 3121 nucleotides. It is a transcript of the gene insm2, whose product is annotated as insulinoma-associated 2. Gene Ontology annotation, cellular component: nucleus; transcription repressor complex. Gene Ontology annotation, molecular function: DNA-binding transcription repressor activity, RNA polymerase II-specific; RNA polymerase II cis-regulatory region sequence-specific DNA binding. Gene Ontology annotation, biological process: neuron differentiation; negative regulation of transcription by RNA polymerase II; regulation of cell cycle process. The transcript has a single exon. The record is from RefSeq and is a predicted model, not a curated record. The coding region runs from base 91 to 2052 and encodes 653 amino acids. NCBI's taxonomy places the organism in Eukaryota, Metazoa, Chordata, Actinopteri, Kurtiformes, Apogonidae.